GCGCUGCCCCCAGCUCGCAGCAGCCGCCGCCAUGGCCUUCUGCACCUUCUCCGGCGAGGAGGUCUAUCGGAGCCACUUCGAGCCGGGUAUAUACAUCUGCUCCAAAUGCAGCUAUGAGCUGUUCUCCAGCAGGUCCAAAUUCACUCACUCAACCCCGUGGCCAGCUUUUACCGAACCUUUGCAUGACAACAGCGUCUCCAAGUACUUAGAAAGUCCGGGGGCCUUCAAGGUCUCAUGCGGCAAGUGUGGCAAUGGUCUUGGCCACGAAUUUAUCAACGAUGGCCCAAAGAAAGGCCAGUCUCGCUUCUGAAUAUUUAGCAACUCUCUCAAGUUCGUCCCUAAAGACCAGGUUCAGAAGAACUAGAGGGAGUAAACCAGCUAUGACCCACCCACACUGCAUCUAGUGGAGCCGUCCGUGAGACACUUUGACAUGACCCUGCUGCAUUGUGUGGGAAUCUCUUUCUUUCUCCCAUCCUAUCUUUUUUUAAAAGGCAGUCAGCAAAUGAGAAAAUCAAUGAAGACUCUUGUCAAUUUGUGAUAUUUUUUUUUUUUACAAUGGCUGAUACCACUUGCUCAGGAGGGUAAUUGCUCCCUGCUGCGUUUACGCCUCCCAUUUUAACUGUGUCUAAUUUGGCAUCUUCUUCCCAUCAGCAGGAAGCCCCUGCCCUUUUCCUCGGUCAGGUGUGAGACCAACUUGCACCUGCGACCGGAUAGAGAGGCCUGGAUGUUUGCUCGACUCUAAGCAGAGAACUGUCCGUCUCUGCAAUGCAAUAUCCCUGAAGAGCGCUUGGCCCUGAACCGAACUCAGUCCAGAAUCAGUUCGCAGAAGCCAGCAGAACAGCGCUUGAUCUAAGGUGGAUUUCAGAUGCCACAAAACCCUGCCUAGCUAACCCUCCCCCCAUGAGAAGUACUGUAAGCCCUCCUUAGCAACUUGUAUUCCUGAAGGCUCAUUUUGAGAUGGGAAUGAGAUGUGUUCAGCCAGCAGUUUAAACUCCACCCUCCCAGCAGUUUGCUACCAAGUUCUGUUGCCACAGAUGUAUUUUUUCCUUCACCUCAGGAGCCUCAGAGAAGUGCUGCAGGUUCCUGGUUAGCAACUUGCAUUCUGAAGGAGCAGGAGUCACAAGCUUCAAGGGGUCCGGGAGCCAAUUUGCCCUCCAGGACCCUGUCGGUAGCGCUCUCACACAGAAGAAGCUUUACUGAGGAAAAAAUUAGCUUGAAGGCAAGCUAAAUUUGUCCUCGGUAAAUCUCCGUAGUGGGUUGGCACUGAAACUUGGCCAUGGCUAGACGAGGGGGUUGUACGGUGACAAUCUCGUGACUUUAUGAACGCAAGAUUGUCACCCUGGUCUAUAUGUGGCACACAACAUGGUGGUCGCUUUUUAAAAAAAAAAUGAGAAGGAGUGCUCGUGCGCAAACUGGUGAGUUUUAAAAACAAACAAACCUUGUCCACCCCACCCCUGUUCCCGGUUCCCAGUUCCUCGCAAGGAGCCAGGAUAAACCGCGACGCCGGCCACACGUUCUGUGGUCUUGGGAUCAUCCCGAGGCCACGGGAAAAGUGCAACAGAAGGGUAGGACGAUAUCCCGAGGAAAGGGAGGAAUCAUCCCUCCCAGCUCCUGGGAUGCCCUGUGCGUCAUGUGGACGCACAGGGACAAUCCCCAGGAUAUGGCCCCGUCUAGCUUUGCCCUUGGUAGCAAACCGGCAAUUUUUAAUAUUUCCUUUCUGACUUUUUGUAGGUGACUGGAGGCCUUAAGGGCCACACUGGGGGAGGUGUUGUGUGCUCUAGAGGCCCAGGUUUGGCCUACGGGCCUCUAGUUGCCAGUGAUCAUGAGUACACAUGGUUACUCAGGAGAUAUGCAGUGUUCCAGACCACUGUGGUCCAGUAGUUGUGCCCCAGUAACCUCUCUGAAACUUCGUGGGCUGUUGGACUGUACUUUUCAGGACGGCAGUGCCGCUCCGCGGAUGCCCUUAAAAACACAGCUGCUCCGAGGAACCUCUUCUGUGGUUGGGCCAUCCUGAUCACCUCCUCAGAAAUUCCCUCAUAUUGUCCCACGCCACCCGAUGACCUUGUCCAUCCUUGCCUUCUGUUGAUCUUUCUUUUAUUCAUGAGCAGGAUGUUGUGGCGUUCGAAACCACAUUCUAGCCUAAAUGACUGAGUUAUCCCCCCUCCCCAAUCCAUUGCUGUGGAGCAUUUUCUGGCGUGGCAUCAUUGUAUGAAUUGCCCCAUGUAAACCCUUCCUGGGGAGCCGGGGCGAGGAAGGCUAUAUGAGCUACCUGGAAAAUGCUCCAGGUAUUUAACAUUGGGUUGCCAAUAUUUUUUGUCUGGUAGGGCUCUCAUGCUUUUUAACGAUGCUUUCUCGAUCAUGUAUUUUUUGGCCAGGAAAAGUUUAAUCUGCUACAUUUCUGCCUGUGAGGCAGCUGUUAAAAGCACAGGAGCUCUCUCAGAGAACAAAAGCUGGCAGCCUAGUUGUGAUUUUUUCCCCAUACAAUAGAAGUGAUUGUCUAACUUUCUUUUUUCAGGUUGAGAAACAAUUCUGACAUCAGUUUGUACCAUUUUAGUUGCCAUUGUAUGUGUGUUCAGUAUAAGCAGGGGCCAAUAACUCACAUUUCUGAUGCCCUAAUUUUAAAGUAACAUAUGAAAUGAAGAUCUGCCGGUCUCACACGUGCCGAGUUUGCUGAAUGCUAGAAGUUAACUACGGUUCCUGGACCGUUUUUCGGAUGAGAGUCCCCACUUUGGCCAAAAGAGAGAGAGAUGAAUCAGUACGCUGCUUACUCUCUUGCAGCCCCUAUGUUUAAUGAACAUACACACUGGUUCUUAACUUGGCAGCAAAAUGCCUCCAGGUGCACAGGAGGUCAGAAUGUAGCCUAUCGCAUGACAUUUAAUAUUGCUCAGGUAGCUAAAUGUUGGAAACCUACAUUACCUCUCGAUGUUCCAAGGGCUAAUAAUGCAUUGGCUUGAAACAGCCAGCAUCUGUUUCUUCCUCUUUGCCUUGCAUCGCAAUGAUCUUCCUUCCUUCUUGCAAAACGGGCCAGUUUGACUGGCCUUUCCGCUGUUGACUGACACUGUGAAUGUCUGCUGAAGGCCACUUCUACGGACUUAGGUUGUAGGUGAGCAUGAGUUUUUCAGAGAGAUGAAAGUGGGGUAGUGUUCACAUACAACCAAAGAACCCUGCACAGCUUGGGAAACAGAGGUGGCAAUGAGAUGAAAUGCAAACCAGAGACAACAGUAGGCCUCUCUUGCCACCUGCAAUUCUUCUGCCUCAGACUGGUUUAGCAGCCAUGACUUCUUUCAAAGACUCUCUAGCAUUUGUAGCCCUGCCAGACGGCUGAGAAUUCUCAGCACCUCCCUGAUGCAAAUUGUUUGGUUUAGGGAAACCGUGGCAGCGAAAAUUCAGCCUGCAUAUAGAUGUGGUCUCUGUUGUAAAUUGGUGACAAUCUCAUCUGUAUCCUUUGGAUUCUGCCUAUUCUUCUGUCGCCAAAGUCAGCAGGAACUGCAGGUUCAAACAGAAUGUACACGUCCAUCUUUGGCUACUUCCAUGUUCCACUGGCUCUCUUCAGAGAUGGUUUCCUCCUUGCCUGUGCUAGUAGCUGUGAGCAUGAUGUGGAUCAGGCAGAGCACGGCAGGGAAGGGCCUGGCUUUAGCCAAUCUGUUGAGCCUUCCAAAGUGGAGCCAAGCUGUAAUUGUCACGAACUGCCGCUCGGAUGAACCCUUAGAGCAAAUUUAUCCAAUCUGUUGAAUCAGGGUAAAGCUUUUUCUGGCCUGGAUCUCUUCAGCCGGCACCUGUGGGGAGGGCUGCAUGUUUAAAAGGUGUCCUGUAUAAAAAGGUAACAUUCCUGAAAGUGGGGAAAGAGCAUGUCAAGGAGAAGGGGUCACCGCCAGCUCCCUUAUUUUUUCUCCCUCUCACAAAAUACCAGAACCCAAUGGGGUCAUAUCCCAUGAAGCUGAUGGGUGGGAGAUUCAGGACAGAUCAAAGGAAGGACCUCUUCACACAGCGCAUGGUUAAACUAUGGAAUUCACUACCACAAGGUGUAGUGAUGACCACCAAUUUGGAUAGCUUUAAAAGGGGGUUGGAUAAAUUUCUGGAGGAGAAGGCUAUCAAUGGCUACUAGCCCUGAUGGUUGUGUGCUGCUUCCAGUAUCUGAGGCAGUAAGCCUGUGUGCACCAGUUGCUGGGGAACAUGGCUGGGAGGGUGCUGUUGCACCACAUCGUGCUUUGCUGGUCCCUGGUUGACGGCUGGUUGGCCACUGUGUGAACAGAGUGCUGGACUAGAUGGAUCCUUGGUCUGAUCCAGCAUCAGGGCUCUUCUGAGGUUCUUAAGGGGUUUCCUUCUGCCUGAUAAUUGUUUUCUACCACCUGGGACGGUUUAAUAUAACGGGAAGCAUUCAAAUAUGCGACUUUCCCACCUGCAGCCAGGAAAAGUUUUAUUCCCUGGUUAUGCUGAUGAUGUGAAACUGGGUUUGGAGACAGUCGUUUUGAAGAAAGCUGGAGGAGGCAUCACAGGCAUUGCUCUUGCAUCCUACUGAUGCUUCUGCUCAAAAGGAUUUGGCAAGUUUAUUAAACAGUAUAACACGUUUAUGGAGAAAAACUGUUUUAGCAGAGGCAAAAGUGGGGUGGAUGUACUCACUAUGAGCAUGUAUAUCUGUCUCAAGUUUCAACUCUUUGAAAAUAACCAUGUUUAUCUUCAGCCUACUCUUAUUAAUUAGCCUAGUAAAUGUUUUCAAGGUAAUUCUUGAGCUUGCAAAAGAGAGGUGUUGUAUCUCAGCUGUAUAAAACCCAAAGUGGGGGACUACAGCUUGUUCAAGGCUUCAGUGAAUCUUUGCAGUGAAUGUCCCAUUUCAUUAUAUUUCUAUACUGCCCUAUAACCAAAGUUCUCUGGGCAGUUUGCAAAGAUUAAAACCAUAAAGGUACAAAAUGAUAGUGCUCACACCUAGCUCUGUUGUUGGUUAAUCCGCACUCUGGGAGCACGUGAUGAACUCUCCUCUGCCCGUGUUGCCUCCUGUGGCAGGCCCAAGGGGAAGGAUUUGUGAUUUCAAAAAUCCAGCUUUGAAUGUACUGUUCCAACUUAGCCUAUGGGCUUGGCUGUUCUUAGCCCACCUGUGUAAAUAUGGAUCCGAUCAACAUAAUAAUAAUAAAAAAAUCUUGGAAGCAAAAGAGUACUUUGUUCUAUUUGUGAUAUAUUAUUGAAAUGGGCCA
Molecule: messenger RNA, 5189 nt
Organism: Elgaria multicarinata webbii
Lineage: Eukaryota; Metazoa; Chordata; Lepidosauria; Squamata; Anguidae
Gene: MSRB1
Product: methionine sulfoxide reductase B1
Exons: 4
Biological process (GO): protein repair
Cellular component (GO): nucleus
Molecular function (GO): L-methionine (R)-S-oxide reductase activity; peptide-methionine (R)-S-oxide reductase activity
Source: RefSeq, a predicted model, not a curated record